GCUUAGCUGCAAAUCAGAUAAUAUCCUUCGUCGGUAUAAAAAUCGAAAAUGGAAGGCCAAGCGACAAUGCGGACGCUUUUAGCCGCCGGUGGAACCUAAGCUUAAGAUUCUUCUCCUCCAUUAAAUUGUACACGAAUAUCAGAAUAUUAAAUAAGAGAACCUCGAUUCUCAAUCUGCCCCCUCAAAUUCCUCGAAUUUUCUCGACUCUCUGAAAAGUUGUCGGUCCGGUGGCUUUUCGCGGAAGCGAAGUUUCUCCGGAUCAAAUUCCAAUUAUCAUGUAAAAACAUUUUCCAUACUCUCUCUUCUCUGUUUUUAUUCUUUUUUGGAACUUUUUAGUUUCUCCCAGAUUUUGAAGCCGAAGAGUUCCCAAAGAAAGACAUGUUGUGUAGGAUGGUACUGCUGCCCCGGAAGAAGAAGACCGGUACGGUGCCGGUUUACUUGAAUGUCUAUGAUUUGACUCCCAUUAAUGGCUAUGCUUACUGGCUUGGCCUCGGGAUUUACCAUUCUGGUGUGCAAGUUCAUGGUGUGGAAUAUGGUUUUGGUGCACACGACCACCCAAGCACAGGUAUCUUUGAGGUUGAACCAAGGCAAUGCCCUGGUUUCACUUUCAGAAAAUCAAUAUUGAUUGGAAGAACCGAUCUUGGUCCCAAAGAAGUUCGUUCGUUCAUGGAGAAGCUAGCUCAAGACUAUUCUGGGAACAGUUACCAUCUUAUCACCAAGAACUGUAACCACUUCUGCAAUGAUGUGUGUAUCAAGUUGACUGGGAAAACAAUCCCUCGUUGGGUUAAUCGUCUUGCUCGUUUAGGUUUUCUUUGCAACUGUGUACUGCCGGCAGAAUUGAAUGAAACUAAGGUUCGCCAAGUUAGAUCACAAACUAAUGUGAAAGCGGGAGAUAAGAAGAAACUAAGAAGCCGUUCAAGUAGGUUAUUAUCUACUUCCAAUGCGGUAUCUUCUCCUUCAUUGACGCCUUGUUAAUCAGGUUCUGAUAACAGAAGUAGUAGACAAAUAUUUCGCCCUCCUCAGACAUUAGUUCAUGAUACUUCUACCUCAUCGUUGAGCUUGAAGAUUUAAUGGGACCCAGUUUUUCAAGUUUCUUUAGCGUUAAUAGAAUUUUUUUUUUUAAUAUCAAAUAUAUAUGGGGCAAAAUUGCAUAUUUCAUUUCUGUCCUAUCUUGUUAUCUGGUUUAUUUUCUGUUCUUUUUGGUUGGCUGAUUGCCUAAACAGCGGACGUGUUGCAGCGCUACUUGUAAAGAAACUUUCUUGUUUUCAAGGAGUGGAAAUCUUAUGAUAUUCCAGUCGUUUGGUUCCUUUCA
Messenger RNA from Hevea brasiliensis (rubber tree), 1312 nucleotides. Its product is annotated as deSI-like protein At4g17486. Gene Ontology annotation, molecular function: deubiquitinase activity. NCBI's taxonomy places the organism in Eukaryota, Viridiplantae, Streptophyta, Magnoliopsida, Malpighiales, Euphorbiaceae. The coding region runs from base 379 to 975 and encodes 198 amino acids. The transcript is spliced from 3 exons. Gene Ontology annotation, biological process: protein deubiquitination. The record is from RefSeq and is a predicted model, not a curated record.